Messenger RNA from Odobenus rosmarus divergens (Pacific walrus), 1236 nucleotides. RefSeq names its product mediator complex subunit 28 (gene MED28). Gene Ontology annotation, cellular component: mediator complex. The transcript is spliced from 4 exons. The record is from RefSeq and is a predicted model, not a curated record. Bases 8 to 535 code for a protein of 175 amino acids. Lineage: Eukaryota; Metazoa; Chordata; Mammalia; Carnivora; Odobenidae.
UCCAGAAAUGGCGGCCCCGCUGGGUGGUAUGUUCUCCGGGCAGCCCCCUGGACACCCCGGGGACUCCAGGGGCCAAGCUUCGCUUCUUCAGGCCGCGCCAGGCCCUCCGAGAACUUCUAACAGUACCUUGGUGGACGAGUUGGAGUCAUCUUUUGAGGCUUGCUUUGCUUCUCUUGUGAGUCAGGACUACGUCAAUGGCACAGAUCAGGAAGAAAUUAGAACUGGUGUCGAUCAGUGUAUCCAGAAAUUUCUGGAUAUUGCGAGACAGACGGAAUGUUUUUUCCUACAAAAAAGAUUGCAGUUAUCUGUCCAGAAACCAGAGCAAGUUAUCAAAGAGGAUGUCUCAGAACUAAGGAAUGAAUUACAGCGGAAAGAUGCUCUGGUCCAGAAGCACUUGACAAAACUGAGACAUUGGCAGCAGGUGCUGGAAGACAUCAACGUCCAGCACAAAAAGCCAGCCGAAAUCCCUCAGGGCUCCUUGGCCUACCUCGAGCAGGCAUCUGCUAAUAUCCCUGCACCAAUGAAGCAAACCUGAGUCAGAGCUGGCCUGAAGGUGAUCUGAUGUGUGAGUCAGUCUGAACACAGUUUUGACAAACAUCACUUCUUGUGGACAUGACAUUUUGUAAGAACUCUUUGCCAAAGAAUGAGAUGAUUUUUGUUGAUGAUCUCACCUAAAAUUUUCCCCUUAUUUUUAUAAGCGUUAUUUCUUGAGUACUUUAUAAAAGGCCUAUAUAGUUUUGGUAAAUGAAGUAAAUUUUCCUGUCUUUAGCAAAGUUUAGACUGGUAGUGUGAUGCCACUUACAGAUUUCCCUUUUCAUGUUUCUUUUUUCUGUUUGUAUUUUUGUAUGACUUAAUCUCUUUGUGUUCCGGUUUUAGAUUAGCUUGUACGAUCUGAUCUGAGAAUCAGAGGAUGAGGAUUUUGAUUGUAGGCCUUUUAUGACAAUUAUUCCUAGGUGGUAGUGCAGAAAAUAGGUAAAUUUGCAUGUUUCAAGACUUUAAAUUACUUCAAGAAGAGGCAUCUAAUACAGUGAUGUUUGUAAUGCAUCCGGAGCUCUUAGAAUGAGGAUAUUUUGUAAAUAGGUUGAAAGGAUUAUAAUAUCCUAAGUUAGUGUAGUAAUAAUAUAGUAGGAUCCUUAUAUUGAUGUUGACUUUUAUUUGGACUCUUAUUUGUGUGGUGUUUUUUCACUUUUUGGAGCGGAGGCGUGUAGUAGGAUCAGUGAUAAGCUAAGUUUUGUU